GCCAUGGCCGCGACCGGAGCAGCGCUUCGGCUACGCCUCCUGUUCCGGAUGCUGCGUGUGGGCGAGCUCCUCGCGCUGCUGGCGCUCCUGUCCUGGUCCUCGUCCCGCGCGCCGUCGGCCGCCGCGGCCGCGGUGCGCGUGGCCGGCAGCCUCCUCUUCAGCCCGCGAUUCGUGUUCGUCCUCGGCAACACCAUCGUGCUGCUCUUGCUGGCGCUCUCCAGGCGCGAGCGCGAGUCGUCACCGGUCUCCUCCGCCACCAACCACCACCCUGCAGCUGCUGCCGCCGCCGCCCUGACCACCGAGGCUCCGGCAGUCGGAAUCGUUUCUUCAUUCGCCGCCCCGACAACGCCGUCUCCUACGCCUACCCCGGAAAGCGAUGCGCCGGUGGCGGUGGUGGCUACAUCGGCGGCCGAGGUGCUCCCGUGCAGGGAAAUGGCGACGGUGUUCGAGGAGGAGGUGAAGCCGGCGGCAGCGGCCGCGGCGGCGCGGGCCGCCUUGGGCAAGGCACGCGCGCCGAGGCGGAGCAGGUCGGAGAAGAUGAGCCCGCGCGGCGUCAGCGGAUCCCGGCGCGCUGCGUCCCCGGAGCAUCAGCUGAUGAUGCCGGUGAUGCAGCGUUCGGAGUCGGAGAACGGGCGCAGGCGGCGGUCGUCGGCGUCGGCGCGGGACGUGGCGGCUUGGGCCCCCGGGACGGAGGACGCGGAGGAGUUCCGGCGGACGGUGGAGGCGUUCAUCGCGAGGCAGACGCGGUUCCGGCGCGAGGAGGAGUGCAUGGCCGGCGCGCUGGUGGUCGUGGAAUGAUGAGUGGAUCCGGUGGUGAGAACUAGUGCAGUGCUAUGUGCAAAGUACAUAUGGAACAACCUCUCGAUCGUUGAUCGAUCCAGGCCACUAGCUUAGCUA
Lolium rigidum is the source of this 897-nucleotide messenger RNA. RefSeq lists its product as uncharacterized. The record is from RefSeq and is a predicted model, not a curated record. Lineage: Eukaryota; Viridiplantae; Streptophyta; Magnoliopsida; Poales; Poaceae. The coding region runs from base 4 to 798 and encodes 264 amino acids. The transcript has a single exon.